Striga asiatica is the source of this 2116-nucleotide messenger RNA. Lineage: Eukaryota; Viridiplantae; Streptophyta; Magnoliopsida; Lamiales; Orobanchaceae. The record is from the annotation of a GenBank genome assembly.
UAUAAAAGUAUGAAUGUACAAGACGAAUAAUACAGCAAGAGACGAAGAAACAAUAAUGAAGAUUUUUUCUUCUUCAAUUGAUAGCUUUUUGAAAUCUCUUGUGGUCCUCUCUCUCCUCCUCACUGGCUACGUGACAAGCACGAAAACAAAAAAGCCCUCAGCCGUUAACCAUUAUGGAGAUAUAUUAACCCCACCAUCAGCUCCAAUUUCGAAUGGGGAUAAUGAUAAUGAUGGUUUUGGCUUCUUUGACAUAUUCCAUUUUGGAUCGAUUUUCGGCAAGCAACAACCCAAUAGGCCAGGAGAUGGUGGAGGAGAAGAGAUCCCUCCUGAAUACGAAGAAGGCUCCACCACCAAAUCCUUAGGCUAUUGGAAGAUUCAUUCCCAAAAUGCCGGUGUUGCUGCCAUGCACAUACAAUUGAUGCCCAAUGGGAAGGCCAUUAUGUACGACUCCACAAGCAAUGGGUUAUCAGAAAUAACGCUGGACCCACCCUCGUGUGCACCCCGAGUAGGAGGCAGACAAACAGAUCCAGAACAAGAUUGCACUGCGCAUGCCAUUGAAUAUGACGUCGAGACAGCUCAAAUUAGGACCCUCAAGUUGGAAACCAGUCCCUGGUGUUCAUCCGGUGGCCUAAACAAAAACGGAGACCUUGUCUCAACAGGCGGAGACAAGGCCGGUUUUCAGUCAGUCCGAUUACUAAAACAUUGCAAAAACUGCAACUUCCAAGAGAACCAAAGAGCCCUAUACUCCAACCGCUGGUACGCAACCCAAGUAGCUCUCGACAACGGUAGCUUCGCUCUCGUGGGCGGCCGCAACGCAUACAGCUACGAAAUCAUCCCUCCCGACACCCUCACCUUCACCCCACAACUAAUGGAACUCCCUCUCCUUGAAGACACUGACGACGACGCUGGGCGCGAAAACAAUCUCUACCCCUUCGUCAACCUCCUUCCCGACGGCAACCUCUUUGUCUUCGCCAACUACAAAUCCAUUGUUCUCAACCCUUACACUGCCGAAACCGUGCGCGUGCUCCCGGACUUACCUGGAGGCUCCCGCAACUAUCCCCCUUCCGCCAUGUCAGCACUCCUCCCCAUAAACCUCGACAUUCAGGACCAGAACCUGAUCAAAAUCGAGGUUCUCAUUUGCGGAGGGAACACCCGUGAGUCGUACAUACUCGCGGACCUUCAGCAGCCGAAGAGAACUUUCUUGGAGGCCGCUAAGGACUGCGGGAGAUUGAAUUUGAAUGUGGAAAACAGGCAGUGGGAGAAAGAGGACAUGCCUUCUCCACGUGUCAUGGGGGACAUGCUGCUACUUCCCAAUGGUGACGUGCUCAUGAUAAAUGGGGCAAAGGCUGGGACUUCGGCUUGGAAUGCUGCAAAAGAUCCCAACCUCACUCCCGUUCUCUAUAGUCCUAACAAGAGAAUAGGUGAGAGGUUCAAGGAGCUCGCGCCCACUGUUAUUCCGAGAAUGUACCAUUCGGUCUCGGCUGUCUUGCCGAGCGGCGAAAUCCUUGUGGCCGGAAGCAAUACUAAUCCCUUCUACAUGCUUGAGAAAUACGAGGAUGAUUUCACGUUCUCGAGUGAGCUUCGUGUCGAGAAAUUUUACCCGCCCUACAUGGCGCCAGACCAGAUUAAGUACCGGCUUGAGAUAUUGAGAGGACAGUCGGAGAAUUUGUUGAAAUACGGUGUUGAGUUUGGUGUGGCGAUUAAUGCCAAAGGGAAUGAGAAUAUUGGGAAAAACGGGUACGUAAAGGUUACGAUGUACUCUCCGCCUUUCACCACGCACGGCUACUCUCAGAACCAGAGAUUGCUCAUUCUGAAGCUCAAGGAAGUGACAGAUGAGAAGAUCACGGCAGUUGCGCCGCCAUCACCCACGCUUGCGCCACCGGGAUACUAUCUUUUGUUUGUUGUUUAUCGUGACGUUCCCAGCCGUGGAAUCUGGGUGCACAUUCAGUAGAUAUUAAUCUGUCCAGAGUGAGGGCGAAUGAAUUUGCCUUGUUGUUGUGCAUGACACUGACUUGUUUUAUUUUCUUGCCUUCUUCCUUGGUGUACUAGUUCAAUACUAAUGAUCGAUCAAGUAAUAAAGCGAGACCAAAGGUGGACUUCUGAGAUUCGGAAACAA